This is a messenger RNA of Chara braunii, 1415 nucleotides long. The record is from the annotation of a GenBank genome assembly. NCBI's taxonomy places the organism in Eukaryota, Viridiplantae, Streptophyta, Charophyceae, Charales, Characeae.
ACCACCUACCUUAUGGUUUGCUCCAGGCUCUUCCUAUCCCUGAGGGUCGUUGGCAGUCCAUCUCGAUGGACUUUAUCGGUCCUCUUCGACCUCCGACCCCCCGCGGUCAUGAUGCUAUCCUGGUCGUCGUCGACCGCUUCACGAAGCGUGCACGCUUUGUUCCGUGCCGCUAUGCCAUCAGUGCACGUGAGGUCGCCGACAUCGUAUUUGACCGAGUCGUGCGUGACCACGACUUACCUCUGAGCAUCAUAUCUGACCGUGACCCGCGCUUUACCAGCCGAUUCUGGCGACGGCUCCACGAGGUGUACGGCAAUCAGCUCCGCUUCUCCUCGUCUUACCAUCCUCAGACUGAUGGUCAGACCGAGAUCACGAACAAGACUCUCGGGGAUAUUCUCCGAAAGAUUGUUCGUGACAACCAGCAGUGGGAUCUCCAUCUUGCCCACGCGGAGAUAGCCUACAACCACGCCGUCUCGCCAGCCACGGGGAUGUCGCCUUACUAUUGCGACCUCGGCUAUCACCCGCGUGUUCCCGCGGACUUCCUUCGACCGUCCCAGAUGCACCCCGACACGAGUUGUCCCACGCUGGAUGAUUGGGUUGCACACAUGACAUCGAUUAUGAAGACCGCACAUGAGCACAUAGCCGCUUCCCAGACUCGCAUGGCAGCAAGUGCGAACCGAUCGAGGAUGGAUCACCCAUUCAAGGUCGGUGAUGAUGUGCUUAUCGACGCCCGCCACUUACAGCUCGAAGCGGACACGCUUCGCAAGUUUCGGCAUCGCUUCUUUGGCCCAUGCCGCAUCCUCCAGACCGUCGGUUCUGAUACGACAUCUAAGCCGGUCAGCUUUCGUGUAAAGUUGUCCGACUACCUACGCCAGGCUCGUGUGCAUGAUGUUUACCACGUCUCGUUACUGCGUCCUUACCGCAGACCGUCUGAGCGUUUCGCUGGACUACCAUACGAGCGCCCUCCACCCAUCAUGGUGGACGGCCACGAGGAGUUCCUCGUUUCAGACAUCAUUGGUCGCCGAGUCACCGACGACAACUCUCCCCACGUCGAGUAUCUCGUACGUUGGAAGGGUUACCCUAAUGAGGAGGCUACCUGGGAGCCCCUCGAGCACUUGCAGCACGCUCGCAUGUUGGUGCGUGCCUAUGACCGUGCUCGUCGUGCUGGGUUCACUGCUCCUCCUCAGCCCACUGACCCUCCUCCUUCUCCUCCGGCUGAGGAGACGGCUGAAGUUGAGCCUGCUCCAUCUGAGGCAGACCUUCAGCAGCAGACGAAUGCUUCUGAGCGUCCACAGCGCACUCGUCGUCGUCCUGCUCGAUACGACGAUUGACUCUGACUUACCUUCCCACGUCUUUGACUWCUCAGUACUCCAUCCACAUCAGUCUUGCUACUUCAGCUCGUCGACGCUGCGGCUCUU